UUCGUUUAACCUUUCGCUUUCAAUAAUGAUCGACUGUAGAGUCUGUUCAAGCACAUAUAUAUGUGUUCCUGAGAACUGGGAACUUCUUGUGUUCUUUCCUCCACUUCAUAGGAUUUCCUUCUUUGUUUCCCUCUCCUUUUAUUUAUUUAUUUAUUUUUUCCCAAAGGGGAUUGGUUUGUUUUGUUCUUCUGUUUAUCUUGAUUCUUGAUGUAAUUGGAGAGAGUGAGAGAAAGGCAAAGAGAGGUGAGAGGAAGCUUGAAAGAGAAAGGGGGAUCUAUUUUUAUCAUCAAUGGCAGGGGGAGGAUUUGUAGACCCUGAGGCUGCAAAGAGGGCUCACCUCUAUGAGUAUAGAAUCACAAAUCAUUUUAUCUUUGCCUGUUGCGUUGCUGCGCUUGGGGGUUCUCUUUUUGGAUAUGAUCUUGGUGUUUCUGGUGGUGUGACUUCCAUGGAUGACUUCUUGAAAAUCUUCUUCCCCAGGGUUUUAGCAAGGAAGCAUCAACAUCUCAAUGAGACAGAUUACUGUAAGUACGAUGACCAGAUCCUCACACUCUUCACUUCAUCUCUCUACUUCGCCGGCCUUGUCUCCACAUUUGGGGCCUCAUAUUUGACCAGAACAAAGGGAAGGAGAGCAAGUAUCCUCUUUGGCUCUGUCAGCUUCUUCCUUGGAGGGCUCUUGAAUGCCUGCGCUGUCAACAUUGCAAUGCUCAUAAUCGGCAGAAUCCUUCUGGGUUUUGGCAUUGGAUUUGGAAAUCAAGCUGUCCCUCUCUAUCUUUCAGAGACAGCACCUCCAAAGAUCCGAGGUAUGGUUAACCAACUGUUCCAGCUAACUACCUGCGUUGGGAUUUUUGUGGCAAAUAUCAUCAACUACUUUACAGACAAAGUCCAUCCAUGGGGUUGGAGAUUGUCUCUUGGUCUAGCCAUGGUCCCUGCUGGUCUUAUGUUUGUUGGGGGAAUUUUCCUUCCUGAGACACCCAAUAGCCUUGUUGAGCAAGGAAAACUAGAGCAAGCAAGAGUGAAUUUGGAAAAAAUUAGAGGCACCAGCAAUGUAGAUGCAGAGUUCCAGGAUCUCCAAAAUGCAAGUGAACUAGCUCGUGCCAUUAAGCAUCCUUUCAGGAACCUUUUCGCAAGAAAGAAUCGUCCACAGUUAGUGAUAGCAGCUUUGGGCAUCCCAGCAUUCCAGCAGCUCACUGGCAUGAAUUCCAUACUCUUUUAUUCCCCUGUCAUCUUUCAGACAUUGGGUUUCAGCUCAAACACCUCUCUAUACUCAUCCAUUAUAACCAAUGGUAUGCUUGUGCUUGCAACAUUCGUUUCGAUGUAUAUUGUUGAUAGGAAAGGUAGGAGGUUCCUCUUCAUGGAAGCUGGUUGUCAAAUGAUCAUCUCCAUGCUGGUGGUGGCCAUUGUUCUUGGCCUCAAGUUUGGACAUGGUGAUGAAAUACCUAAAGUAUAUGCAGCCAUCCUAGUUGUAAUGAUUUGUGCUUUUGUUCUUGCUUAUGGAUGGUCAUGGGGUCCUUUGGGAUGGUUAGUAACAAGUGAGCUCUUCCCUUUGGAAACAAGGUCAGCUGGGCAGAGUAUAGUUGUCUGCAACAACCUCUUAUUUACAGCUCUGGUUGCACAAUGUUUCUUAGUAUCUCUGUGUCACCUCCAGUAUGGAAUCUUCUUGCUGUUUGCAGCCUUGAUUUUGGGCAUGACUUGCUUCAUUUACUUCCUCUUGCCAGAAACAAAGCAAGUCCCCAUAGAAGAGAUAGUCUUUCUUUUUGAGAACCACUGGUUCUGGAAACGAUAUGUUACAUCAUCAGAUGAGAAGGUGGUCUCUAAAUAAAUCUCCAGUGGUCCAAGAGAGUUUCUAUCUGGGAUUUGAAUUCAAUUGCAUACCUUCUUCUUCUUCUUGUUUUUGAUCUGAUGCAAUAUUUGUUGAUUGAUGGAAUUUUUUUUUUUUUUUUUGGCCUUUUUAUGUUCUUUACUAAGGGAGUGUCAUGGUUCCUCUUUGUAGGUGUAUUGGAAUAUGGAACAUUCUUUUGAUUACCCCU
Molecule: messenger RNA, 2027 nt
Organism: Macadamia integrifolia
Lineage: Eukaryota; Viridiplantae; Streptophyta; Magnoliopsida; Proteales; Proteaceae
Product: sugar transport protein 14-like
Exons: 3
Coding region: 290-1819 (509 amino acids)
Biological process (GO): monosaccharide transmembrane transport
Cellular component (GO): membrane
Molecular function (GO): monosaccharide transmembrane transporter activity
Source: RefSeq, a predicted model, not a curated record